AACCGUGAGGUGGCAGCCAUCUUGCGUACGGCGGUGCAGUUACCCAGAUGCUGAGGGCUUGGAUUUUAGUUCCUCUGUGCUUUGGGGUGGUGUUUGCGUGUUCUUUCACCUUUUCAGAUGUUCGUGUCUUUGUAGACCACGAUUUUAUUGGGAGGUAAAGUCAAUGUAGUGUAAGAUGCCUUAUGGUGAAAUUGAAGCGAAAUCCUUGGAUCAUGGUGAAGAACUAACAGGUGAACCAUGCUAUAAAAAAUUGAAGUCAACUGAAGAGCCGUAUGUUUUUUCCCAUCAUGGUAGUGCUAAUUUUCACAGAAUCCAGGAGAAAACUGGGAAUGAUUGGGUCCCUGUGACCAUUGUUGAUGUCAGAGGACAUAGUUUUCCUCAGGAGGACAAAACCAAAAGUACAGACUCGGUGAAACCUGUGCAUGGUGAGAUGCCUGGUAAUAAUAGAUCAGAUGUAAUUGAAUCCAUUGAUCCACAAAUUUUACAGGGUGCAAGUCCUGCAUUGGUAUCCACAGAUGAUGAGAUAUAUAGCACAAGUAAAGCAUUUAUAGGACCCAUUUACAAACCCCCUGAGAAGAAGAAAUGUAAUGAAAGGGGAAAUCACUCAGAUGCGAUCAGUGGUAUAGAUGGCAAAGGAAGACGAGAACAGAAACAGAAAUUCAACUCCAAAAAAUCGGAGCUUGACAAUGAAUUAUUCCAGUUUUACAAGGAAAUUGAAGAGCUUGAAAAUGAAAAAGAUGAUUUGGAAGGCAGUUGUAAAGAACCCGAACCCUCUGAGGAAAAACUUACUACGUAUUAUCAGGACCAUAAUAAUGAGCUUUUAAAAUCGGAAGAAGGAAAAGAAAGAGAUAUUAGUAAUGUUCUUCAGUCACAUUGUGGUUACGAACAGCACAUGGAGAAUGAGCCAGGCAAAUAUCCUUGUAAUGGACAAGUAAUACCUGCAUUUUGUGAGGAUUCCUUAACUUCCUUCAGGCCUGAAUGGCAAUCAGUGCAUUCUUUUAUAGUACCCCAGUGUCCUCCUCCUCCCAGUUUUAAUUAUCAUUUAAAUAUGCAAAGAUUCAGUGCUCCACCAAAUCCACCAUCAAAUAUUUUCCAUGCUCCAGAUGGGUCUCAGCAUCAAAAUGGGUAUUAUGUAAAUAGUUGUCACAUAAACUGGAAUUGUUUGACUUUUGAUCAGAACAAUGACUAUAUUGACUGUAGUGAGAAUACCAGUAGAGAUCCUUCCUCUACAAAUGGCUACAGUGUGCAAGAUAGAUAUGUGAGUAAUGGUUUCUGUGAAACCAGGGAAGGAUGUUGGAAAGAUCCUUCUGUGGACAAACAUGGUGGAACAGACAGGCUUAUGAACCAGCAGUUUCAAGAGGAAAAAUUAAAUAAAUUGCAGAAGUUACUUAUUCUUUUAAGAGGUUUGCCUGGUUCUGGGAAAACAACGUUGUCUCGAAUUCUGCUUGGUCAGAGUCGUGAUGGCAUUGUGUUCAGCACUGAUGACUAUUUUCAUCAUCAAGAUGGGUACAGGUAUAAUGUUAAUCAACUUGGUGAUGCCCAUGACUGGAACCAGAACAGAGCAAAACAAGCUAUCAAUCAGGGGAAAUCUCCAGUUAUAAUAGACAACACUAAUACACAAGCUUGGGAAAUGAAACCCUAUGUGGAAAUGGCCAUAGGAAAAGGAUACAGAGUAGAGUUUCAUGAACCUGAAACUUGGUGGAAAUUUGAUCCUGAAGAAUUAGAAAAGAGGAAUAAACAUGGUGUAUCUCGAAAGAAGAUUGCUCAGAUGUUGGAUCGUUAUGAAUACGAAAUGUCCAUCUCUAUUGUAAUGAAUUCAGUGGAACCGCCACACAAAAGCACACAAAGACCUCCUCCUUCACAGGGGAGACAGAGGAUCAAAAGAUUAUCUUCAAUUAAGGCGAACUGUGAACUUCAGUGUGCUCAAUGGGAACGCUAUUGUUCUUUUAGAGAAAGAGAUUUGAAGAAAACUGGGCACAGGCUCAGCAAAACCAAACAGAAGAGAAGCAGGAAAAGAAAUAAAAAGCAGAACAGUCAUAGUAAAAUCAUGGGGGAAAACUCAUUUGAAACCUUAAGUUAUCAUACGCUAGGAGAUCAGGAUCCAUCUCAGAGUGAAGAGGAAGACUUGGAAGACACCAAAAGAGAAUUGGCGUGCACCUGCACUGGUGGACUGGGAAAUGAACAAGGAGAUUUCGUGAACAGCCACAGAGAUGAAGUAUGGAAAAGCAUAAAUCCUGAAGAUAGUUUUCCAAAUGUUGUAUCUGUAGUUGAGCUGGACAAUACACCAAAAAAUUACCUCCCUAAAGAGAAUGAUGAUUCGUUUCUAAAUAUGUCAUUGAUGCCAAAUGAAAACUCUGUUACUUGCCCAGUAAUGACUCAGAAUCUUUCCUGCGUAGCAAGUGAUGACUGCUCUGGCACGAAGGUAGGAAAGCAUCCUGGAAAUAGGCAUCCCACGGCAUUAGACAUCCAGGGCAGAUCCACUGACAUCCCUGGCUCAUUUAUGCAGAAGAGAGAGAAAGUACAUAAAAGACUCCAGAAUGAAACAAUUCUGUACCCUCAGUGUGGGUCCAGAACCUCAGAUAAAGGUUUAAGAAAGGAACAAGGAGUAAAUGCAACUAAAAACAAUUAUUGGGCUUUUUUUUCACACAAUCCAUCUGAUGAAGAAUUACAGCUGGGCUCUGAGAGACAAACCUGUUUGGGGAGCUGGCCUGAGGGACCUCAUAAGUUUAUAUAUGAACAAAGACCAAAGAAGGAUAGAUGGCAAAAGCUGGCCUCUCCAGACAGCCGGGGGCAAUUGAUUACAUUGAUCUCCACUUCUGAAGAAACUUCAGUACCAGGAAGCAGUCCAGAAACAUUGGUAGAGGAGAAGCUAGUGAUAGAAAAUGAAGAUUUGUCACCUUCAACUGAGAAUACAGAUUCAAUCAUAGCAACAGAAACAAGUAUCUUUAGAAGCUGCUUGCCUAAACUGGAUAUCCCUAAAAGUGACUUACACUCCGCAAAGAAUAAGAAAAGGAGAGAGAAAAGAAUUUUCAAUUUGGCACCAAACUUUAACUUACUGGCACAGAGCUAUAUCAAUGUAAAAGAAAGAGGGGGAUGUGGCUUGUUAACAGAAAGCCAUGGACUAAAAAUUAUUUUGGAAGAAGAAAAAGAUAGAAUUUCAGAAAUAAAUAAUAAAGAGGAGAAUACACAAAAACUUAUGACCUUUAAUCAUCAUCCAUCAUGGUUUUACUUUGAUAUUUUCAAAGACCCUCCUCUAAAUGUUGGUCGACCAUCUUAUUCUCAUUACCUGCCGUUUAACAGACACUCUGUAUAUUUUUACAAAAACCCUGUUCCUUCUCUUGUGCUACAAUAUACAUCUAGCUUUCGGAUGGUAUCUUUUACAAGCAAGAAAUCAUUUUUGACUUUCAAAUCUCAGACAAGAGUAGAUAACCAACUAAGUGACAUAGGAUUUAGUUCUUCAGAAAUUUCAAGUAGCCAGCCUGAUCCUUUGAACUCCGUUAGGGUCACUUCUGAUCUUCACUUUUUAAAUGAAAGUUUUGAUGAGAAGCUGAAGACAUGGGAAGAACCUAAGCCAUCACAGUUCUUGCAAACUGAGAAUAACCAAGAUUUAACGAGCAUUGGCUUUGAUUCCCUUGAGCUGCAAUUAUCACAAGGGUUUGCCUUUCAACUAGUAAAGCUUUUUGGAUCCCCUGGAGUUCCAAUGGAAUCUUUGUUGCCUGAUGACUGUGUGGUUUCUCUCGACUGGGGGACGCUGAAGAUGAUCUAUCUGCAAUGGAAGACAUCAGUAGAGUUGAAUUCUUCGGUCUUCCUGGUGCUGUUGAAGAUCCUACCCAUCAAGAAAGAGUGCUCAGUGCCCACCCAAAGGAUGAUUUUCAGCGCUAUACUCCUGGGAUACCAAAAUUGGUUUGGAUAAUCUGUCCAACCGUUCUUGAUUAGUUUUCUGAAUAAUAAAAAACUCAACAAAAGAGGUAA
Messenger RNA from Ailuropoda melanoleuca (giant panda), 3972 nucleotides. RefSeq names its product NEDD4 binding protein 2 like 2. Gene Ontology annotation, molecular function: transcription corepressor activity. The coding region runs from base 176 to 3913 and encodes 1245 amino acids. NCBI's taxonomy places the organism in Eukaryota, Metazoa, Chordata, Mammalia, Carnivora, Ursidae. The record is from RefSeq and is a predicted model, not a curated record. The transcript is spliced from 10 exons. Gene Ontology annotation, biological process: negative regulation of transcription by RNA polymerase II. Gene Ontology annotation, cellular component: nucleus.